Molecule: messenger RNA, 3702 nt
Organism: Schistosoma spindalis
Lineage: Eukaryota; Metazoa; Platyhelminthes; Trematoda; Strigeidida; Schistosomatidae
Source: the annotation of a GenBank genome assembly
AUGAGGUUGCUCAAACCGACCUGGGUGUCUCAUGGAUUUCUGUCAAAGGACAAAGCUGUUGGUCGACCUAUAUAUAGUUUAGAUAUACAUCCUGAUGGCUCACGUUUAGCCACUGGUGGGGUAAUCGACACAUGUGGAGUUGUUGUUUUGUGGAACAUGGCUCCUAUUCGAGAUCCAACUUUAGAGUCGAGUGGUAACUCUUGUCUCAAGCUUUUUCAGAUGGACAGUCAUCAAGCUUGUGUCAACUGUGUUCGUUGGUCGCCAUCUGGUCGUUGGUUAGCGUCUGCUGGAAUGGACAAAGUUAUUAUGUUAUGGUCGAAAACAGCCGGUACAUCUCGUCCAGUUCAGGUAUUCGGUUCAAAAGAGCCUACCAAGUUUACGGAACAUUGGCGUUGCGUAUCAACACUUCGAGGUCACAGUGGUGAUAUUAUUGACUUAUCUUGGUCUCAUGAUGGAAAUCGUUUAGCUUCUACCAGUGUUGAUAAUUCUGUAAUUGUUUGGUGUCGUCAAAAACUUUCUAAUGGUUCAGGUUAUACAAGCAAUUCAUUCUAUUUACAAGCAACUUUAAGUGGACAUAAAGGUUUUGUUAAAGGUGUUACUUGGGAUCCAGUUGGUCGUUAUUUAGCUAGUCAAGGAGAUGAUUUAACUGUGAAAAUAUGGCGUACUGCAGACUGGCAAGAAGAAGCUAGUAUCAGUAAACCAUUUACAAAGGCUAGUGGACAAAGUCAAGUUAUGCGUUUAUCAUGGAGUUUAGAUGGUUCAACUCUUGCUUCACCUCAUGCUAUAAAUAAUGGAUUUCCUACUGCUAAACUUAUUGAUCGAACGAAUUGGUCACCAAGUUUAGAUUUAGUUGGACAUCGUAAACAUGUCAUUUGUGCACGUUAUAAUCCAAAUGUUUUACGUAAACAAGAUGGAUCAGGGAUUCCGGGUGCUGUUUGUUUAGCUCUUGGCAGUAAAGAUCGUUCUGUUUCUGUAUGGUCGACAGCGGGUCGUCGUGCACGAAUUGUUGUUCAUGAUCUGUUCACUAAUUCUGUUUGUGAUUUAUCAUGGAGUUCUGAUGGUCGUGAAUUAAUGGCUUGCUCACUGGAUGGCUCUGUUUGUUAUAUGGGUUUUACUCAUAAAGAAUUAGGAACUCCAUGGUCACUUAAAGAAGUUAUUCAAUUACAUUACAAAAUUUAUGGACAAAGUUUAUUAGAUAAAUUUCAUCCAAUUACAUCGAAUGGUUUAUCCACAGAUGUAGAUCCUUCUGAUGAGAAUAAAGACAAUUCAAGUAUAUUGAAUCAAAGUGAUAUCUUACUAGAAACCCCUGAAGCUUUAGCUUUGCAAAAAACUCAAGCUGAAUUACGUACAAAAUUAAAACAUUCACCAACACGAGAUAAACAAGCGAAGUGUCUUCCAAAAGGUCCAUCCAAACAGAUUGAAACUGUCAGUAAAGAUGGACGACGAAGAAUAACUCCUAAAUUUUUAGGUCAUUUGGAUAGCCCUGAUGAAGAUGCUAAUUCUAAUCCACAAUUUUCAUCACCUCAAUCUAACAGAUGUGAAAGUAAAUUGAGCUCGGAGAAUAAUUCAGACUUGAUGUCAGAUAUAAAUAAAAUAAAUCAUAUGGUAGCAAUAUCAACAACCGGAGCAAAUGUAACAACAACUCAAUCUACUAAUUCUAUUAUACCUAAAACUAUAGCCACUGAUGAUGUUCUUCCAACUGUUACACUUGUACAAGUCAACAAUAGUGUUUCUACGAGUUUUGAUAAAACAUGUACUUCGAAUGUUGUUGUUCCUACACCUAUAUCUACAAUAAGUACAGUUGAUUCGAAGGGAAACGAGACUACAUUACCGUCAACUACUGUUACUAUAUGCUCAAGUCAUUCACCUGUGGAACCAAAAAUCAACUCUGAAUCACAAUCAUUAGCUACGUUUGUUCAGGCACCAUCAAAGAAAUUAACACUUGAAUCUACUACUAUUACUAAUACUAUUCCUACUACUACUACUACCACUACUGUUAUGGACCAGGAAAGUGGGAUAGAACUGAAGCGUCCACGUUUAGAUAACAACGACGAUGAUACGGAUCAUAUUAAACCGAUCAGUGAUGAAAUGAAUAAACAAGUCACUGUUACUGGUAACAAACAACGUAAAAGACGUAUUCGAUUGUUUGCUGAAGAGGAAAAAUCUCCAAAACCAGGAUCGGAUGUUUCAAAGUCGUCUGUGUUGCAGAAUAAAAAACCUUGUUUUACACCGGAAUCAUCACCACCAAAACCGAAGCUCACCCUUGGAUCUACUUUGGAAUCUACUGAUCAUACAUCAUCAUCUGUACAAAAUCCACCUUUAGGAACGGCAAGUUUUGCACCGUUUCUAAUCACUACCUCUGAUCAACUAGGGAAUUCAUCAAAAGUUCAAUUUGUAUGUUCUAAUCUGAUCGAUGGUCCAAUUAUUGUACAGUUAAUCAACUCUUCAAAUUCAUCUACACGUGGUGAAGAAAUUCCAAAAUUAUCAAAUUCAGUCUCUCGAAUAAUUGCCAGUCGUAGUGAUCGUCGUUUAUGGGAAUUAAUAUGUUCAGAUCGUUUAACUUCGUAUGCAUAUUCAGAUGAAGUGAUUGCUGUUGGUGAUAACAAAGGUCGAAUACAAUUAAUUUACAGUACUGGUGGUCAUAUAUGUCCUAAUCUCUUAUUAGACUGUGUGCAUACAUUAGCACUAACUACUGAAACUACUGAAUCAUUUCAAUCAUCUUCAACAACUUCUAAUCGUAUUUUCACAACAUGCACAGAAUCUUCAACUACUACUACUACUACUACUACUACUACUACUAAUAAUAAUAAUAAUAACAACCUUAGUCGAUUACAUGCAGUUGUCAGUGGAAAUGAACAAAAACAAACAACACUUAUAAAUGGAAAUAAUAAUUUUACAUUAUCUAACAAUAGUAUAAUGAAUAAAUUUAAUGUAAAUCGUAAAUAUCGUCUAGCUGCUUUAUGUCGAUCUGGUAGAUUGAUAUUAUGGAAUUUUUGUUUAAAUAAUUGUGGUUUCGGUUCAAUGUCUUCUGUACUUAGUUCUUGUAUAUUUCCUCAAGUUUUAAUUGAAACCAAUAUUAAAGAUGUUUUAAAUGGUGGUCAUAAUUCUCGAUUUAGUUCACUUACAUUCGGUCCAAAUGGAUUUCCUGUUGUAUAUUUACAAGAUAAUUCAUCUUAUUUAUUUCAUAUAGAAAGUCGUAUUUGGAUUGAAUUGUUUGAUGCAUCUGAUGUUGUACGUUGUCAAUUCGCUAUGAAUUCUGCUCGUGGUUGUCCUCCUGGUCCAUUAUCUGCCUGUCAACAACUUAAUAAAGUGGCCACUAAUGUACAAAAGUCAAAUUCUUUCAGUAGUUCAAAUUCAAACGUCAUUUCGGCUUCUUGUCGAAAAGUUUCAAAUCAAAAUUUCCUUGAAUCUCAGACUCAAUUAGCGCUAUCGUUUGGAUCUUCCAAUGAAUAUCGCUAUUGGCUAACUCGUUGGUUCCGUCAACUCAUUGAAGAUAAUGAAGAAGAACGUGUUCGUCAAAUAAUUCAAGAUCUCAUUGGUCCUGUGCCUGUAACUACCAAACUACAUUCUACUUGGCAGUCUGAAGUAAAGGGUAUAUCGAGAAUUGUAUUAGCAAAAGAAUUAUUAAGUUUAUUUGCUCUUAAUUUGCAUUUACAACGUUUAUAUGUUGAAUUAAAAGAAAUGUUAAAUGAAUCAAGAUGA